GCAACAGCGGAGUGGCUCGUGUCGCAUGGUGUUUUUUUGUCCUUGUCGCUGAGGGAGGGAUGCAUUACUCUUCAAUCUUGAAUUGUGUUAUGGAGCCCGAAAGAAAAAUCGGCGAAUAAGGCGGCUGCUGGCUGCGCCCUGAUUGGCUGACACGCCUGUCAAUCACAGUGUCCUUCCCGCCCACUUCCGCCCAGCUCCAGAGGCUCAACACUCUUCGAUUGUUUAUGUUUGCAUUCAUCUGACCUUAAUCCCCAGGUGGUGUGUUUGGAGAGCGGCUGGGCUACAGGGACAGGCCGAUGAUGGAAACAUGACUUCUGAGUAACAUUUAGUUACUUUUUGUGCUCAGUAUGAACAGCGAGGAGGAGUUUUACGACGCUGAAACAGGGCUGGAGUCAGAUGAUUCCUGUGAGGUCAGUUUUAAAGAUGCCCUGGUGUUUGAGAGCAAAGGACCUGAGGGCAGCGCCUCAGAGGAGAAUGGAGUACUGGAGCGCAGGAAAACACUGCCAGCUGAGAUGAUCUCCAGAAACAACUUCAGUGUGUGGAAUAUACUCAAGAAAUGCAUCGGCAUGGAGCUGUCCAAAAUAGCGAUGCCUGUUGUGUUUAAUGAGCCGCUGAGCUUUCUCCAGAGAAUCUCGGAGUACAUGGAGCACACUCACCUCAUCCACAGAGCCUGCAGUUUGUCUGACUCUAUAGACCGCAUGCAGGUUGUUGCUGCGUUUGCAGUAUCGGCUGUAGCAUCUCAAUGGGAAAGGACUGGAAAGCCAUUUAAUCCUUUACUGGGGGAGACAUACGAACUCACAAGAGAGGAUGAUGGAUACAGAUUGAUCUCAGAGCAGGUGAGCCACCACCCUCCCAUCAGUGCCUUCCACGCUGAGUCUCUGAAGCAGGACUUUGAGUUUCAUGGCUCCAUUUACCCAAAACUUAAGUUCUGGGGCAAAAGUGUGGAGGCGGAGCCCAAAGGCACCAUGACGCUGGAAUUACUGAAGCAUAAAGAGGUUUACACUUGGACAAAUCCAAUGUGCUGUGUGCAUAACAUCAUCUUGGGAAAACUCUGGAUUGAACAAUAUGGAACCGUGGAGAUAGUCAACCACAGCACUGGAGAGAAAUGUGUGUUGAACUUCAGACCAUGUGGAAUGUUUGGAAAAGAGCUGCACAAAGUAGAAGGUCACAUCCAGGACAAAAGUAAGAAGAAGCGGCGAGUGAUUUAUGGGAAGUGGACGGAGUGCAUGUACAGCGUGGACCCCAAGGUCUACGACUCGCACAAGAAGUCAGAGAAGAAGAGCGGCGCCGACACAAAAAAGCUGAAACCGGAUCAUAGCUGUGAAGCUGAGGAGGCGGACGAGGUGCCGGAAGUUCAAGAGACUGUGACUGUGAUACCAGGAAGUGCCUUACUGUGGAGGAUAACACCUCGGCCCGCUCACUCAGCACAGAUGUAUAACUUCACCAGCUUUGCCGUGACACUAAACGAGCUGGAGCCCGGCAUGGAGAGAGCGCUGCCACCAACAGACUGCCGGCUGAGGCCCGACAUCAGAGCCAUGGAAAACGGAGACAUAGAGGCAGCAAGUACAGAGAAAGAGCGUCUAGAGGAGAAGCAGAGGGCUGCACGCAGGGAGCGCUCCAAGGACGAGGAGGAGUGGUCGACCAGGUGGUUCAAGCUGGGGACGAACCCUCAUACGGGAGCCGAGGACUGGCUGUACACAGGUGGAUACUUUGACAGGAACUACACCGACUGUCCCAACAUUUAUUGACACAGGAGGUGCUCAGUGUAAACAUCCUCUGCUUUGUGACUUUGUGUGGGCCAGACGCUCACUGGUACUGUGUCUUUGUUAGAUUCAUGGAAAACUGAUAUUUAUCAGACUAUCUGCAACUGACUGUGAAUGCAGGAGAAGUGUAGUGAUAAUAAUAAUAAUAAUGAUAAUAUGGAGAAUUUUUAGAGUUUACUUACUGUAAAUGUUGACACCUUUAUCUUUAUACACCCCAAACAUGUCUGUUACACAGCACCAGUCUGAUCCCUGGAGUGGUGAAGCUGCCUCUGCAGAACACAAAAGGAUAUAAUGUCAGUUUUAGUUCAGGUAACAUAAACUGUAGACGACCCACACACUUCUGUCAGGAUACAUUCAGGUAUCAGGGGUUAUUUAAACACAUCUGCUACUUUUAUAUUUGGAACCUAGAUGUCUAUUUUAGUUUAGCACUGAACCUCCCUAAAGCGUCACGAGUGUUUCUGUGAAUAGAGACCUACAGUAGAAAACGGAGGAAAGCUGCUUCUAACCACGUUUACCGCCACAGUGAACAGCCGUUGUUGUACAUUAUAUCGUCGUCCGCUGUAACAUAGAUGAAGUGUAUGAUUACUGGUGCAUGCAUGGUCACAAGUUAAAGCCAUAAAAGCAUUUUCUGCACUGAAUAUGAUUCAUUAAAACUCUAAAGUAAAGGGAUGCAGAGAGUCUGUGGCUGCCUCCUCAGCCCCUACACCCACUACGCACUGUGAAACCGCCGUUAAGGCGCUUAUUAUCCGUACGUAACGGAUAAGAAUGAUGAUUAGGAGAUGGACAUAAAAGGAAACGUUUAUGAUAAUCAACCUCAGAUUAUCUCGUCUUUCUCCUGUGAACGACUUUCUGGGCCUCUAAACUGGAAGUAUGACGUUGUGGCUUUAAGCUGCAACAAUUUUUUUUUUUUAAAACUUUAGUGGCACCAUUACACAUUUGCUGAAUUCACAAUUAGCAUUUUUUAUUGCAGUGUAGCUGUGGAUGUACAUACCGCUAUCGUUAGAGUAAUUAAAUACAGAGAAACAGUAAAAUAAAAUGUGCUUAUUUCUGUGGAGUUCAGUGGGUUUAGAGAGCAUCUAGGUUCAUUUCUAGUGGAUUCUCAGAUGUUUAAGUGCAGCAUCUGAGAUAAACUGCACAAAUACUGUGUCUCCCUGGGGAGGUCUGCCCACGCAGUUAGAAAACCUGAGGAGAAAGCGGUGUCAUGCUGACCCCUGGUAGCCUUUCGUGUACACACAUGCACACUAGUGAAGAGCCACUAUUCCAUCAAUCUGAGCUGUGAUUUCAUGCACAAUGAAUAAGACAGGCCGCUGUAGGCUUCAUUGACCUAUGCAAAUUGAUCCUCACACUCUGCCCUCCUGAAAUGUGACAAAUAAAACACUAGACUCCUCUGCAGCUAGUAGCCAGUGCGUGCUUCGGACACCACAGAGGCAGCAGCCAAUGAAUGUCUUUUGUGCUGACAGUGUAACACUUUUUUUUUUUUUCCAAGCACUAACGUUGCAUAAAACUGCACAUUUGAAACGCCUCAGUCCUAUGCACAUAAAUGUACGGUGAAAUGUUCAUCAUGUCUUCCCCCAGCUCUUAUCCUCACUCCCAAUUCAAAGCACUUUGUGACGCUUGCAGCCGCUCAGAGCUGCAGGUGCAACCUCAUAGAUCUGUUUAUCCUCCUCUCCGUUUGUUGAGCCUCCAUUUGAAAAUGUUUACAUUGUAUGUUUGUUGAUCUCCUGUUCCCCCUCUUCAUCCUGUCAAACACACACACACAAACAUAUGCAUACAAAGCAUAUUUAAGAAAUAAAUUAUGGACUACAAAAUUGUCA
Molecule: messenger RNA, 3577 nt
Organism: Mugil cephalus (flathead mullet)
Lineage: Eukaryota; Metazoa; Chordata; Actinopteri; Mugiliformes; Mugilidae
Product: oxysterol-binding protein-related protein 2-like
Exons: 15
Coding region: 348-1748 (466 amino acids)
Cellular component (GO): membrane; cytosol; intracellular membrane-bounded organelle
Molecular function (GO): cholesterol binding
Source: RefSeq, a predicted model, not a curated record